ACACCUCCCCUCCCCCACUUCCUCCCUUAUGAUUUCAUCCCAACGUUUGUGUUAAACAGCUUAGCCAACAGCCAAAGAGAUAAUAAGGCAACCAUUUUUUUUUCUUUUUUGACUAAAGAUACCCAGAGAAAGUGAGCAAGAGAGAGAGCAAACUCUCUCUCCUCUCUCUCUCCCUGAGCUCACUGUCAGUUUCCUGUUUCUGGGUUGUUGUCAGUGGAGUUGGUGGAGGCCUUUCGCGAGGCAGAAAGGAAAGGAUAUCAUCAUGGGGAGGGGUAGGGUUCAGCUGAAGAGAAUAGAGAACAAGAUCAACAGGCAAGUGACUUUUUCAAAGAGAAGGUCCGGUUUGUUGAAGAAAGCCCAUGAGAUCUCUGUCCUUUGUGAUGCUGAGGUUGCUCUGAUUGUCUUCUCAACUAAAGGGAAGCUCUUUGAAUACUCAACAGAUUCUUGCAUGGAGAGGAUCCUUGAACGGUAUGAAAGAUAUUCUUAUGCAGAGAGGCAACUUGCUGCGAAUGAAGUUGACCAAAAUGGAAGCUGGACUCUAGAACAUGCAAAACUUAAAGCCAGAAUGGAGGUUUUACAAAGAAACCAAAGGCAUUUCAUGGGAGAAGAUCUUGACAAUUUAAGUCUUAGAGAGCUUCAAAAUUUGGAGCAACAGCUUGAUUCUGCCCUUAAACACGUACGCUCAAGAAAGAAUCAGCUCAUGUUUGAAUCAAUUUCUGAGCUUCAGAAAAAGGAUAAAGCAUUGCAAGAGCAGAAUAACAUGCUUGCAAAGAAGGUGAAAGAAAAGGAGCAGGCAGUAGCCCAGCAGGCACAAUGGGAGCAGCAAAACAAUUGCCAAGACACAUCCGCCAUUCUUCUGCCACAGCCAAUGAGGUCCUCGAACAUCCGUUAAUACAUUUUGCAGUGGCACCUAUGAAGCAAGGAGCAGUGGAAGAGAGGAGGAAGGCAAUCCAGCACAACAUCGUGGAGCCAAUGCGCUCUUGCCACCUUGGAUGAUUCGCCACCUUGAGUAACUAAAACAAAGCAGUGUCCUUUCUUUAGUAUGUAUGUAAUUUUGAUGCAUAGAUAUAUGCCACGGACCCAUAUGUGUGACUUGUAUCUAUAUAGUCCAGUGUUGUAAUUAAGUAAUGCUGUGUUGAUAUGCAAUAAAAAAGAACUGACAUAAAUGUAACAACUUAUUGCAAUUGGAGCUAAUAUUCCCUAUACAUGUCAUCACUUUUCGUCUGUAACUUGCAAUAUGCAGAUAAAGUUAUCAA
Messenger RNA from Theobroma cacao (cacao), 1256 nucleotides. RefSeq names its product agamous-like MADS-box protein AP1. Gene Ontology annotation, cellular component: nucleus. The record is from RefSeq and is a predicted model, not a curated record. Gene Ontology annotation, biological process: positive regulation of transcription by RNA polymerase II. NCBI's taxonomy places the organism in Eukaryota, Viridiplantae, Streptophyta, Magnoliopsida, Malvales, Malvaceae. Gene Ontology annotation, molecular function: DNA-binding transcription factor activity; RNA polymerase II transcription regulatory region sequence-specific DNA binding; protein dimerization activity.